AUGCAUACGCGCAACUCCGGGCGGACAUCACCUCUAGUUUACGAACCGGAGAUUGAAAGAAUAGCAAGAAGAAACCGAACAAGCCGGUUAGAAGCAACUCUCGCUUCUAAUCAAACCCACCAAACACCACAACUCACACCAACCAUUGAAACCGAUUCAAUGGCAAAUCAAAGCUCCAAUCAAAACCAGAAUCAAUUCCAAUACCAGAGCAACUUUAAUCCCGCUCAAAACACCCAACCUCUACCUCAAGAUCAACCGGGUGGUAACGACAAUUCUAGGCCACCCACACCACCUUUCAGAAACCAACAUCCCAACAAUAACCAACGAACACCCCAACAACAAAACCGUAACAGACAAACUUCUUUACCCGUUAACGUCGAUGACGGAUAUGUCAAUUCAGAUCGUAGAGGUAAUCGUGACCGCGGCAAUCCCGCGGAUGAAGACCCGUUUUUCAACAUCGACGACUUGAGGGAUGCAAUCCCCGAUGAUGAACCUUAUAGUGUUCCCGGUUAUCGAUCGCCGGAACAUGUAAGCGUGCAUACCGAAAAUUCUAACGACGGGGGUUACUACGAUGAUCGAGUGGACGAUGAUGAAGAUUGGGGAUACAUCAACCGGGGUAAUAACUAUCGGGCGAGAGGAUACGAAGAUGAACAGUUUGGCUAUCAGAAUGCCAAUUACGUUGGGGAGGACGAUUAUGGUUACAGGAAUAAACGGAAUGAUGGUGGUCAUCAAGGGGGUAACCGACGUGGAAACCAAAGAGAUGAUCGAAGAGAGGAGAGAAGGGAUGAAAGGCGAGAUGAAAGAAGGAAUGAUCGACGAGAUGAGAGGAGGGAUAACCGAAGAAUGGAUGACCAAGAAGUCAAUGGUCCUUAUCGUCGUCAACAACCUCCACGGGGGGUAAAUGACCGUUUCAGGCCGAUCGUCACCGAGAACGAUUCACCUAUUGUUUGUGAGUGA
Molecule: messenger RNA, 957 nt
Organism: Helianthus annuus (common sunflower)
Lineage: Eukaryota; Viridiplantae; Streptophyta; Magnoliopsida; Asterales; Asteraceae
Exons: 2
Coding region: 1-957 (318 amino acids)
Source: RefSeq, a predicted model, not a curated record